AUGCCAGUACAACCAGAGGAUCCGCUAGAACCGUUCUACUUCGAGCAAGAAGAGCAGGAGAUCUGUGGGAAGCUCGUAACUCCCAUAACCGAUGGUUUCCAGGAGGAUUACCCCAGCGUUGUGGAUCGCUUUUUCACCAGAUAUUACUACUUCAAGGGAGAUGUUCCCUACCAAGUGCUCUACCACUCCAAUCGCAUUUGCCUGAUCUGCCUGGCUCCCGAACACCCUGCGCUAGGUCAGGGCAUCUCAUCGGUCAACUUCGAUAUAGGGAACGUAGACCGCAGCCAGAAUGUGGUCAAGGGCAAGGGCAAAAAGGGCGGAAUGAUCCUACAGGCAGAGUCCACCCUCGCACUGGUCACCACGGCAAAUGGAGAGUCUUACAAGGUGCCCAGCUGUAUUCGGGGCAAGCUGGUGGAGGUAAACACCGCCCUAGUGGAGGAGCCAAAGCUUCUGGAGCAACUGCCUGAGGGAGCCGGCUACUUUGCCAUUCUUCUGCCCAAAAUCGAAAACUGCGAUGCCAUCAAGGCGAGUCUUUUAACACAGGAGCAGUAUGAGGAGCGUCUUAAAACCAAGAAGGAAGGUCUACCUCAAAUUGAGUCCACCGAUGACAACAGUCAAAACGAGAAAAAAGAAAAUGAGAUGGAGACGUGAUUUGACUCUUGUUUCGCUGUUGUUUUGUCAUAGCCUAUGUAUUUUAAUUAAAGAUUCAUAUAUUACAUUGAGUAUGCAUAAAAAGA
Molecule: messenger RNA, 737 nt
Organism: Drosophila santomea
Lineage: Eukaryota; Metazoa; Arthropoda; Insecta; Diptera; Drosophilidae
Product: protein Abitram
Exons: 1
Coding region: 1-651 (216 amino acids)
Biological process (GO): regulation of filopodium assembly; dendrite morphogenesis; regulation of actin filament polymerization
Cellular component (GO): dendrite; nucleus; lamellipodium
Molecular function (GO): actin monomer binding; actin filament binding
Source: RefSeq, a predicted model, not a curated record